GACGCAUAGAAAAUUGUCAAAGGAAUAAGAUGAUAAUGACAUUUUAGAACUUUGUACUUCAACAUGAGAAGGAGAAGUUCAAUAAACAACAUGCAAGAGAAUGUCAAAAAUUGGUUUUCUAUGUUGUGAAAACAACUAAUGCUCAAGUCUAAGAAGGUUGCUAAGGAAAAAUCUUAGCAAAAUCUCAUUCAUUCAGAUGAACCUGAACCAGCCGUCAAAGUCAUUAGUUUUACCAAAAUGAAGGUGGUUGAUGGUUUAGUAUACUAUAAAUAGCACAAACUUCAAUUUCUUCAUGCACUACCAAAUUCUCUUCGUUGUUUUCCUUGUUUUUGCUACAAUGGCUCCUCUGCAGGCUCUUGCCAUCCUUUUUGCAACUUCUCUUUUUAUACAAAAUCUUGGAGAUGCUGCGACAUGUAGUGACUGCUUUGUUCAUUCCCGGGCAGCUUACUACCCAAACUCUGAUGAACAAGGAUCAGAUACUGGAAGAUGCGGCUUUGGUACAUUUGGAGCCACAAUCAAUGAUGGGGAUGUCUCAGCUGUAUCGGAUCUCUACCGAGAUGGUCUAGGAUGUGGUGCUUGCUACCAGGUCAGGUGCACCAACAGUAACUACUGCUCAGAUAAAGGAGUGACGGUGGUCAUAACUGACCAUGGAGGCGGUCAUCAGACUGACUUUAUUCUGAGCAGACGAGCCUUUGGCCGGAUGGCUCAAACUACAGAUGCAGCUGCCUCUCUAUUUGCCCUUGGUGUGGUCGAUAUUGAAUAUAGAAGGAUUUCAUGCAGCUACCCAAACAAAAAUAUUACAAUCAAGAUUGACGAAAACAGCAACUACCCUAACUACCUGGCUUUUGUGAUAUGGUAUCAACAAGGCAAGAAGGAUAUCACGGCUGUACAGCUAUGUGAGACACAGAAUUUUGUGUGCAAGCUAUUGGAUCGCAGUUAUGGAGCAGUAUGGACAACCACCUCACCCCCCAGUGGACCCUUGUCACUAAGAAUGUUAUUCAGUGAUGAAGAUGGAGAAGAGACAUGGGUCGUUCCACUUAAUAACAUUCCUGGAAACUGGAAACCUGGAGAAACUUACGAUUCGGGAGUACAAGUAAACGUAUAGCCUCCCUCACUGGGCUUCACUCCUCAUUGAUUUUAAGUUUAUACCAUCUGGAAUAUUGUUCUUCAUUCUUCAUAUGUUGUUCUUUUUCACAUACCCUAUUUGUCUUUCUUAGAGGUUAGAUAAGGCUAGACUUGUUUUCUAUUGUAAUCAUUGUAUUGUUGACUAAUUAAAUAUUUCAAUAUUGAGGAUUUGG
Molecule: messenger RNA, 1298 nt
Organism: Ilex paraguariensis (yerba mate)
Lineage: Eukaryota; Viridiplantae; Streptophyta; Magnoliopsida; Aquifoliales; Aquifoliaceae
Source: the annotation of a GenBank genome assembly